AUGUAUUAUGGUUUAUUAAGUGCUUAUCGUAUUGAUAAUCAAAAAAAAAAUAGGGUUGCAUUUAUAAUAUUUGCUAUCAUUAAUACUUUAUAUACAUCAUCAUGGGAUAUUGUGAUGGAUUGGUCUUUAUUGCAGAGUGGAUCCAAGCAUAGGUUCUUGAGAGAUAAUUUGUUUUUCAAGAGACCUAUUUACUACUAUUGUGCCAUGGUAAUUGAUGUUAUUUUAAGAUUCCAAUGGAUCUUUUAUGCAUUUUUUACCAGUCAAAUACAGCAACUGGCGGUUACUAGUUUCUGCGUUGCAUUGGCGGAGCUUUUAAGAAGAUUCAUUUGGAUCUUUUUUAGAGUAGAGAAUGAGCAUUGUACCAAUGUUACCUUAUUUAGAGCUUCGAGAAAUUCUCCGUUACCAUACCCAAUUUCAACUGGAGUAGAAAGAUCAAUUAGAAGACUUGUCGAGUUGAAAUAUAGUAACUCACAUUCUCUUGAACUUAUGAAAGAGAAUAAAAGUAUCAAGAGAACUCUUCAAGAUGACCAAGAAUCGGAUAUUGGCUUUAUUAGCAUACCAAUGCCGAGUACCUCAUUAAGAGAGCGUACUCGUCGUAAAUCUACUAUAGGUUCGGUCACAAGUGCAUUGAAUACAGCACAUAUCAAGGAUUUUCAAAGAAAGAAGGCAAUUACUGAUUAUGAGGAUGACGAAAGUGCUGUCGAUGAUGAUGAAGGAGAUGACGAGGAAGAGAUCGAAGCAUUUACUGGAGCAUUGUAA
Messenger RNA from Debaryomyces fabryi, 759 nucleotides. Its product is annotated as EXS domain-containing protein. Bases 1 to 759 code for a protein of 252 amino acids. The record is from RefSeq and is a predicted model, not a curated record. NCBI's taxonomy places the organism in Eukaryota, Fungi, Ascomycota, Pichiomycetes, Serinales, Debaryomycetaceae. The transcript has a single exon. Gene Ontology annotation, biological process: phosphate ion transport; cellular response to phosphate starvation. Gene Ontology annotation, molecular function: inositol hexakisphosphate binding. Gene Ontology annotation, cellular component: Golgi apparatus; cytoplasm; plasma membrane.